Messenger RNA from Vigna umbellata (rice bean), 540 nucleotides. The record is from RefSeq and is a predicted model, not a curated record. NCBI's taxonomy places the organism in Eukaryota, Viridiplantae, Streptophyta, Magnoliopsida, Fabales, Fabaceae.
GUGCAAAGUGAGUUUCAGAAAGCUUAUGAGAGUGGGAUAGCUAAGGCAAGGUAUUGGGAACCAACUUAUGAGGACACCUUGAAUUUAAUUGCACGAUUGCCAGCCAUUGCUGCUUAUAUUUAUCGACGGAAAUACAAGGAUGGAAAAAUCAUACCGUUGGAUGAUUCUUUGGAUUAUGGUGCAAACUAUGCUCAUAUGUUAGGGUUUGAUGAUCCAGAAAUGCUGGAGUUCAUGAGGCUUUAUAUUUCCAUCCACAGUGAUCAUGAAGGUGGAAAUGUUAGUUCGCACACAGCUCACCUAGUCGCUAGUCCUCUAUCAGAUCCUUACCUUGCAUUUGCGGCUGCUUUGAAUGGUUUAGCCGGUCCCUUGCAUGGUUUGGCCAAUCAGGUGCAAAGUGAGUUUCAGAAAGCUUAUGAGAGUGGGAUAGCUAAGGCAAGGUAUUGGGAACCAACUUAUGAGGACACCUUGAAUUUAAUUGCACGAUUGCCAGCCAUUGCUGCUUAUAUUUAUCGACGAUUUCUACUAGCAUCUGACUAUUGA